AUGAUCAUAGGAAUGGUGGUCGGUGCCGGGAUUUUGCUACUAAUUUCUGCUUCGUUCGCCUCUGCCAUUCUAAAUGCUGGCAUACAACUUCGUAUUGAAGAACUUUUUGAUACGCCUGGACAUACGAAUAAUUGGGCUGUUCUUGUGUGUACGUCACGAUUUUGGUUCAACUAUCGACACGUUUCCAAUGUACUUGCUCUGUACCACACUGUGAAAAGACUGGGUAUACCUGACAGCAACAUAAUCCUGAUGCUAGCAGAAGACGUUGCAUGCAAUCCACGAAAUCCUCGUCCAGAAGCCAAAGUAUGCGCUCGCGUCAUUAUACAAAAUAUCAUUUAA
Necator americanus (New World hookworm) is the source of this 339-nucleotide messenger RNA. RefSeq lists its product as uncharacterized. The transcript is spliced from 4 exons. The coding region runs from base 1 to 339 and encodes 112 amino acids. The record is from RefSeq and is a predicted model, not a curated record. Gene Ontology annotation, cellular component: GPI-anchor transamidase complex. NCBI's taxonomy places the organism in Eukaryota, Metazoa, Nematoda, Chromadorea, Rhabditida, Ancylostomatidae. Gene Ontology annotation, biological process: proteolysis; attachment of GPI anchor to protein. Gene Ontology annotation, molecular function: GPI-anchor transamidase activity.